Molecule: messenger RNA, 407 nt
Organism: Leptopilina boulardi
Lineage: Eukaryota; Metazoa; Arthropoda; Insecta; Hymenoptera; Figitidae
Exons: 2
Coding region: 9-407 (132 amino acids)
Source: RefSeq, a predicted model, not a curated record
UUGUACACAUGUUGUACAAUAACAAAGUACACAGUCCAUGUCGAUGUGUUAUAAUACCAACUGGAAUAAAACAUCCUGUUAGUUUUAUUUUACAAAGAAAUAGUCCUUAUACACCGAUAAUGCGACAAAUUAUCAACAAGUUCAGAAAUUUUGGAAUCCUCGAACGCAUGAGACAAGUAUUUAAAUACCAAAUUAUUAUACAAAUGCCAAAUAAAGCAAAAUUAAAUAUUUUGGAUAUAGCAAUACUUUUGGCGAUAUUGUUUUGUGGAAUUACUUUUUCUAUUUUAACAUUAUUUCUCGAAAAUGUAUAUAUUUUAUAUCAAACUAAAAAAGCGAAAGUUAAUCAGAAUAAAGCUACAGUUCUUUUAAAGACAUAUACAAAAAAAAAAAUCAAAAAGUGCACCUAA